AUGGUGCCUUGGAGGUUACUCUACGCUGCGAUUACUACAGGUUUACUGUGCCCUUCAAAGUUCUUACGAGCCAGUCUCUUGUACACCUUAGGAUCGGUUCAAGAAUCCACGCUCAAUUACCGUAGUGGAGGGAGUCUACCAGUGUUCAACAAUCUGAUUUGCUUGUCUCUGGGAAGUGAUCGACCUCAUGGCACUCCAUACAUCUUUUGGAAAAUGCUUUCAUCUCUGCUCAUCAACUCAAUAAAUCUACAAACUCUAAUCAUCAAG
Molecule: messenger RNA, 267 nt
Organism: Eruca vesicaria subsp. sativa (arugula)
Lineage: Eukaryota; Viridiplantae; Streptophyta; Magnoliopsida; Brassicales; Brassicaceae
Source: the annotation of a GenBank genome assembly